GGCCCGUACGCCCGCCCGCCCGCCGCAUGGAGCUCCGCGGCUUCUGCAGCGCCGAUGGCUCCGACCCCUUCUGGGCAUGGGAUGUCACGUGGAACACCAGCAGCCCCGACUUCACCAAGUGCUUUCAGAACACGUUCCUCGUGUGGGUGCCUUGCUCCUACCUCUGGGUCUGCUUCCCCUUCUACUUCCUCUUUCUCUCACGCCAUGACCGGGGCUACAUUCAGAUGACCUAUCUCAACAAAACCAAAACUGCCUUGGGAUUUUUGCUGUGGAUCGUCUGCUGGGCAGACCUCUUCUACUCUUUCUGGGAAAGAAGUUGGGGCAAAUUCCUGGCCCCAGUGUUUCUGGUCAGCCCAACCCUCUUGGGCAUCACUAUGCUGCUUGCUACCUUUUUAAUUCAACUCGAGAGAAGGAAAGGAGUCCAGUCUUCGGGGAUCAUGCUCACUUUCUGGGUUGUAGCCCUACUGUGUGCCCUUGCCAUCUUCAGAUCCAAAAUCAUGGCUGCCUUAAAAGAGGAUGCUGAAAUCGACGUGUUUCGCGAUGUCACUUUCUACAUUUACUUUUCCCUCGUGCUGAUGCAGCUCAUGCUGUCCUGCUUCUCGGACCGACCACCGCUGUUCUCGGAAACCAUCCACGACCCCAAUCCCUGCCCGGAAUUCAGCGCCUCCUUCCUUUCCAGAGUCACCUUCUGGUGGAUUACAGGGCUGAUGGUCCACGGCUACCGCCAGCCGCUGGAGAGCACUGACCUCUGGUCCCUGAAUAAGGAGGACACGUCAGAGCAAGUUGUGCCCAUUUUGGUAAAGAACUGGAAGAAGGAGUGUGCCAAAUCCAGAAGGCAGCAGGCGAAGAUGGCGUACUCCUCCAAGGAUCCCGCCAAGCCAAAAGGGGGCUCACAGGUGGAUGUGAGUGAGGAGGCUGAGGUUUUAAUCGUCAAGUCCCCCCAGAAGGAGCGGGAGCCGUCUCUGUUCAAGGUGUUAUACAAGACCUUCGGGCCCUACUUCCUCAUGAGCUUCUUAUUCAAGGCCCUCCACGACCUGAUGAUGUUUGCCGGCCCAGAGAUCUUAAAAUUGCUCAUCAACUUCGUGAACGAUCAGGAGGCCCCCGACUGGCAGGGCUACUUCUACACCGGGCUGCUGUUCGUCAGCGCCUGCUUCCAGACCCUCGUGCUGCACCAGUACUUCCACAUCUGUUUCGUCAGCGGCAUGAGGAUCAAGACAGCCGUCAUCGGUGCUGUCUACCGGAAGGCCUUGGUGAUCACCAACUCAGCCAGAAAGUCCUCCACUGUCGGGGAGAUUGUCAAUCUCAUGUCUGUGGACGCCCAGAGGUUCAUGGACUUGGCCACGUACAUUAACAUGAUCUGGUCAGCUCCUCUGCAAGUCAUCCUUGCUCUCUACCUCCUGUGGCUGAACCUGGGCCCGUCCGUCCUGGCGGGGGUGGCUGUGAUGAUCCUUAUGGUUCCUGUCAAUGCCGUGAUGGCCAUGAAGACCAAGACUUACCAGGUGGCCCACAUGAAGAGCAAAGACAGUCGGAUUAAGCUGAUGAAUGAGAUUCUCAAUGGGAUCAAAGUGCUCAAACUCUACGCCUGGGAACUGGCCUUCAAGGACCAGGUGCUGGCCAUCAGGCAGGAGGAGCUUAAGGUGCUCAAGAAAUCGGCCUACCUGGCAGCGGUGGGAACCUUCACCUGGGUCUGCACGCCUUUCCUGGUGGCCCUGUCUACAUUUGCUGUCUACGUGACCAUCGACAAGAACAACAUCCUGGAUGCCCAGAAAGCUUUCGUGUCCUUGGCCUUGUUCAACAUCCUUCGAUUUCCCCUGAAUAUUCUCCCCAUGGUCAUCAGCAGCAUCGUGCAGGCGAGUGUCUCCCUCAAACGCCUCAGGAUCUUCCUGUCUCAUGAGGAGCUGGAGCCCGACAGUAUCGAGCGAAGGCCGGUCAAAGACGGCGGGGGCGCAAACAGCAUCACCGUGAAGAAUGCCACGUUCACUUGGGCCAGGAGUGACCCUCCGACACUAAGUGGCAUCACCUUCUCCAUUCCGGAAGGUUCCUUGGUGGCUGUGGUGGGCCAGGUGGGCUGUGGAAAAUCGUCUCUACUCUCAGCACUCCUGGCCGAGAUGGACAAGGUGGAGGGAUGCGUGGCUGUCAAGGGCUCAGUGGCCUACGUCCCCCAGCAGGCCUGGAUUCAGAAUGAUUCUCUCCGAGAAAACAUCCUUUUCGGCCGCCAGCUACAGGAACGGUAUUACAAGGCUGUCAUUGAAGCCUGCGCCCUCCUCCCAGAUCUGGAAAUCCUGCCCAGCGGGGACCGGACAGAGAUUGGUGAGAAGGGUGUGAACCUAUCUGGGGGCCAGAAGCAGCGAGUGAGCCUGGCCCGGGCCGUGUACUGUGACUCCGAUAUCUACCUCUUUGACGACCCCCUGUCAGCAGUGGAUGCUCAUGUGGGAAAACACAUAUUUGAAAACGUGAUUGGUCCUAAGGGGAUGCUGAGGAACAAGACACGGCUCCUGGUCACGCACAGCAUCAGCUACCUGCCCCAGGUGGAUGUCAUCAUUGUCAUGACCGGCGGCAAGAUCUCGGAGAUGGGCUCCUACCAGGAGCUGCUGGCCCGGGACGGCGCCUUCGCCGAGUUCCUGCGCACGUACGCCAGCAGCGAGCAGGAGCAGGCUGAGCAGGAUGAAGGGUUGACGAGUGUCAGCAGUCCAGGGAAGGAGGGGAAGCAGAUGGAGAACGGCAUGCUGGUGACGGAUGUCGCGGGAAGACAGCUGCAGAGACAGCUCAGCAACUCCUCCUCCUACAGUGGGGACGUUAGCCACCACCACACCAGCACGGCUGAGCUGCAGAAAGCCGGGGCCAAGAAAGAGGACGCGUGGAAGCUGGUGGAGGCAGACAAGGCGCAAACAGGGAAGGUCAAGCUGUCCGUGUACUGGGACUACAUGAAGGCGAUCGGACUUUUCAUCUCCUUUCUGAGCAUCUUCCUUUUCCUGUGUAACCACGUUGCUGCUCUGGCCUCGAACUAUUGGCUCAGCCUCUGGACCGAUGACCCCAUCGUCAACGGGACCCAGGAGCACACUAAAGUCCGGCUGAGCGUCUACGGAGCCCUAGGCAUUUCGCAAGGUAUCUCGGUGUUCGGCUACUCCAUGGUGGUCUCCAUCGGGGGCAUCUUCGCUUCCCGCCGCCUGCAUCUGGACCUGCUACACAACGUCUUCCGGUCCCCCAUGAGCUUCUUCGAGCGCACCCCCAGCGGGAACCUGGUGAACCGCUUCUCCAAGGAGCUGGACACGGUGGACUCGAUGAUCCCGCAGGUCAUCAAGAUGUUCAUGGGCUCCCUGUUCAACGUCAUCGGCGCCUGCAUCAUCAUCCUGCUGGCCACGCCCAUUGCCGCCAUCAUCAUCCCGCCGCUGGGCCUCAUCUACUUCUUCGUCCAGAGGUUCUACGUGGCCUCGUCGCGGCAGCUGAAGCGCCUGGAGUCGGUGAGCCGCUCCCCGGUGUACUCCCACUUCAACGAGACCCUGCUGGGCGUCAGCGUCAUCCGUGCCUUCGAGGAGCAGGAGCGCUUCAUCCGCCAGAGCGACCUGAAGGUGGACGAGAACCAGAAGGCCUAUUACCCCAGCAUCGUGGCCAACAGGUGGCUGGCCGUGCGCCUGGAGUGUGUAGGCAACUGUAUCGUCCUGUUCGCUGCCCUGUUCGCCGUGAUCUCCAGGCAUAGUCUCAGCGCCGGCUUGGUGGGCCUGUCUGUGUCGUACUCAUUGCAGGUCACCACGUACUUGAACUGGCUGGUCCGCAUGUCGUCUGAGAUGGAGACCAACAUCGUGGCCGUGGAGAGGCUGAAGGAGUAUUCAGAGACGGAGAAGGAGGCUCCCUGGCGAGUCCCGGAGAUGACUCCACCCAGCACCUGGCCUCAGGUGGGCCGAGUGGAAUUCCGAGACUAUGGCCUGCGCUACCGAGAAAACCUGGACUUGGUUCUCAAGAACAUCAAUGUCACCAUUGAGGGAGGGGAAAAGGUUGGCAUUGUGGGGCGGACGGGAGCCGGGAAGUCGUCCCUGACCCUGGGCUUGUUUCGAAUCAACGAGUCCGCUGAGGGGGAGAUCAUUAUCGACGGCAUCAACAUUGCCAAGAUCGGCCUGCACGAUCUGCGCUUCAAGAUCACCAUCAUCCCGCAGGACCCUGUUUUGUUCUCGGGUUCCCUCCGCAUGAACCUGGACCCGUUCACCCAGUACUCGGAUGAGGAAGUGUGGACGUCCCUGGAGCUGGCUCACCUGAAGGACUUCGUGUCCGCCCUUCCCGACAAGCUGAACUACGAGUGUGCGGAAGGCGGGGAGAACCUGAGUGUCGGGCAGCGCCAGCUUGUGUGCCUGGCCCGGGCUCUGCUGAGGAAGACCAAGAUCCUGGUGUUGGACGAGGCCACGGCGGCCGUGGACCUCGAAACAGACAACCUCAUUCAGUCGACCAUCCGGACGCAGUUUGAAGACUGCACGGUGCUAACUAUCGCACACCGGCUGAACACCAUCAUGGACUACACGAGGGUCAUCGUCCUGGACAAGGGAGAGAUCCGGGAGUGCGGCCACCCCUCUGACCUCCUACAGCAGAGAGGUCUUUUCUACAGCAUGGCCAAAGAUGCUGGCCUGGUGUGAGCCCUGGAGCUGGUGCAUCUGGUCAGAGCUGCAAGGCCGACAACGCGGGCGUCCGGGGAUGAUGUACUGGGGUACCAUCCUUGGGAACCCAGACCUCCCGUGUACUGAAACCAAAAAGAAGAAAACAAACAAACAAACCAAACACACAAAGCAACCAGCGUCUGGCCCCCAAGUUGGAAUUGGCCGUGAAGAAGUAGGAGAGACACAGAGAUGCAGCCCACCCAGAACCCUCCCACCCCUGCCUCUGUUGCCCUGCAAGAUGCACAGAUGUUCUCAGGCCCCCAGGAACGCACGCUCUUGCUCUUGGUGCUCGGCGGGGAGGUUUCGGCAGCCAGGCUGCCAGAGAAAGUGGUUUCAUAAAAUACGCUAGCGACCAAAUCCAGCCAACUGCCUCAGGGCUCUCCAGCCAAAGUCAACGGGUUCUGUCUUUGAGAAGCUCCCCGGCCCCCCGACGGCUGUCCCCGGCACCCCCCAGAGUGCUCGGUCUCUUUAGGGCUGCAGGUAGGAGGUGAGGGGCCAUCCGUUGAGGGCCAGGCACACUCUUCUUACCAACCAUGUGGUCUUCCAGGCGCUCCGACGUGGGACCCCACGUCUCAGCCCUGCUCCCCCGGUACUCGCCUCCCAGGCCGGGGGGCUGCCUCCAUGUCUACGGACUUCUCACCGACGGGACCUGGCAGCACUUCUGGGCCGUCCGGACCCAGGUCUCAUCUCAGCACUGGCUCCCCAGCCUGGUCGUUGGGCUCUUCACCCACGCCGGUCUCCUCCUCGCUCCCCAUUCUCCCCGUGGCUAGGAAGGCUUUACUGCUCUAGCCCCCGAGAGAGAAGAUCUGCCGAUGGCAAUGAAACGGUCAAGGCCAAGAGCGCUAGGUACCUGCCAGGUAGGACCUGUCGGGGCUGAAAAGCCCCGUUGAGUCUCCUCCGUGUGGUUAGAAUUUUUUUUUUCCUCACCGCUGGCCUCUGGGGAGCUUGAAGGAUGGCAGCGUGGAGAGCGUGACGUUUCGUGACUGAGUCUCUUCCGGGACGAGAAAAGGACCCAUUCACGAAUAUCAGUGAUUGCUUUUCCUUUUCUUUCUUUCUUUUUUUUUUUUUUUUUUCUGGCUUUUUUGGUUUUUUUGGCUUUAAGUGCUGCUCCAAGGGGGAAAACAGUUUCAAGACUUUAAUUUCUUGGGAAGAGGUGCUGAUUGAGGAACAGCGUUCCCAGGGAGGAGCCACAGCAGCCGGCAGGUGACGGGUGGUCCACGUGUUCCGGGAGGAAAACGGAGAAGCAGAGUCCUUCGUGGUUUCUCAGACCAGAGCGAGACCCAAAACGCAGAGGAAGGUCACUGCUGCUCCGAGAUUCAUACUCGCUAUGAAUUACAUUGCUGACUUCACACCCAGAGAAGCACCUUCCUUCUUUAAGGUGGAAUAUAUAUUUAUUUUUUUGUAAGUUAUACCAUUCUUCUACAUUAGAUAAACCAAGUUUUUCUUGGGGAUCUUUUUCUAAUGACUUACACUGGAAACAUGAACAUUUGCAAUAAUUUACAGUAAAAAAAAAUAUUUUGUUUCUUACUGAA
Neogale vison (American mink) is the source of this 6175-nucleotide messenger RNA. It is a transcript of the gene ABCC1, whose product is annotated as ATP binding cassette subfamily C member 1. The transcript is spliced from 31 exons. Lineage: Eukaryota; Metazoa; Chordata; Mammalia; Carnivora; Mustelidae. Gene Ontology annotation, biological process: glutathione transmembrane transport; xenobiotic transport. Gene Ontology annotation, molecular function: ATP binding; ATP hydrolysis activity; ABC-type xenobiotic transporter activity. Bases 27 to 4622 code for a protein of 1531 amino acids. Gene Ontology annotation, cellular component: basolateral plasma membrane. The record is from RefSeq and is a predicted model, not a curated record.